Asterias rubens (European starfish) is the source of this 1347-nucleotide messenger RNA. Its product is annotated as vacuolar protein sorting-associated protein 26C-like. NCBI's taxonomy places the organism in Eukaryota, Metazoa, Echinodermata, Asteroidea, Forcipulatida, Asteriidae. Gene Ontology annotation, cellular component: endosome. The transcript is spliced from 7 exons. Gene Ontology annotation, biological process: intracellular protein transport. The record is from RefSeq and is a predicted model, not a curated record. The coding region runs from base 55 to 945 and encodes 296 amino acids.
CGGCCGGGGUGGGCGGUGUGUUCUAAUUCUGUCAGUUUUCAGUGACUUUUCACCAUGGCAUUUCUUGACAUUCGACUGAAAAAAGUGAACAAAAUAUACCACGAGGGGGAGGUAUUAGCUGGGCUGGUUGUAGUUCAGAGUAAAACCGAUGUUCAACAUCAGGGUAUAACGCUAGUCGUAGAUGGUUCAGUCAACCUGCAGCUCAGUUCGAAGAGUGUCGGACUCUUCGAAGCCUUCUAUAACUCCAUCAAGCCGAUACAACUCCUGAACUACGUUGUAAAUGUCGCCAAACCAGGCAAGAUCCCCGCCGGGAAGACAGAGAUUCCGUUUGAGUUACCACUGAAGCCUAAAGUUAAUAAGAGCUUGUAUGAGACGUACCAUGGUGUCUUUGUCAAUAUUCAGUACACCAUAAAGGGUGAAAUGAAGCGCCCUCUACUGGCCAAAGCUCUGACCAAGUCGUUAGAGUUCAUCGUUGAGUAUAAAGAACAGACGGAGAAGGCUCAACCUAAACCGGUUCCGUUCAGCAUCGCACCGGACUCUCUACAGAAUGUCAAAGAUAAAAGCGGUCUGCCACGGUUCAGCAUCAACGGUAAGCUAGACUCGGCCUCAUGUUGCAUAAAGAACCCCCUGACCGGCCAGGUCAUCAUUGACUACUGCGACGCACCAAUCAAAUCUGUGGAACUACAGCUUGUACGUGUGGAGACAUGCGGCUGUGCUGAGGGCUACGCAAGGGAUGCAACGGAAAUACAGAAUAUUCAGAUCGGCGAGGGCGACGUUUGUCGUGGAUUAACGAUACCAAUGUACAUGGUGUUCCCGAGACUCUUCACUUGCCCAACGCUCUCAACGAGUAACUUCAAAGUCGAGUUUGAGAUCAACCUUGUGGUAGUCCUGCAAGACGACCAUUUAAUAACAGAGAAUUUUCCCAUCAAACUCACCCGAUUUUAGAUCGCAACAAAGAAUAGAAUUUCCUUCCAUAAAAACAAAUGUAAAGUUUGCAUUUGGGUUUUUUUUUUUGCCAAUGAAACCUGUGGGUCAGCAACUGGCUAGCACAGUCUAUACUCCGGUAUUUUGUAAAUACAAAUUCUAAUCAUAUAUGCUAAUAGGAACAUUACAGAAUUGAUAUGAAUAUGAACAAAACUUGUAUAAGAUCACAGAUUUACAUAAAACUUACACGGUCUAAUGAUGAUGAUAGUAGAAAACAUCCCUUGUAAUAUUUCUGUCUGAAAUGUCAUAUUUGAUGAGAAAUAGAUGAAAUUAAUUUCCCGGUUGGAGGUUAUCGCUCAGUUUUUUUAAUCGAUGUGAAUGAAAAUGUGUACUCGCUUUUCACUAUUUUCUUGUGACCUAGAU